AUGAUCCAGCCGGCCAUCCAGCAACAGCAUCCGGCGCACCCCGGCGGGCACCACGUCUUCCAGCUGCCCUACGCGUCGACGUCGCGUACACAGAGGCUCGACCUGCACUCCCGGAUCAGCCAGGCCGUCCGCAGCACCCUGCAGCACGUGCGCGUCUUGGAGAAUACACGAAGUCGCAUCCCAGGGCCCGGAUCUCAGACACUCAAGCCUUUUGCCUUAAUCAUUGACAGG
This is a messenger RNA of Mesorhabditis spiculigera, 231 nucleotides long. Lineage: Eukaryota; Metazoa; Nematoda; Chromadorea; Rhabditida; Rhabditidae. The record is from the annotation of a GenBank genome assembly.